Heterobasidion irregulare TC 32-1 is the source of this 2928-nucleotide messenger RNA. RefSeq lists its product as uncharacterized. Lineage: Eukaryota; Fungi; Basidiomycota; Agaricomycetes; Russulales; Bondarzewiaceae. The transcript is spliced from 6 exons. Bases 1 to 2928 code for a protein of 975 amino acids. The record is from RefSeq and is a predicted model, not a curated record.
AUGGAACAAGAACAAGAUGAUACACCUAUAGAACAAGAACAAGAUGAUAUACCUUAUGUCAUAAUACAGCCAAUUGAACCUGAAGCUGAUGAGGAUGAGCAAGAGGGCUCAGAGCCAGACACAGAUAUUCUUAAUGGCCAGUCUAACAUUCUGGUAUAUGAUGAGCUUAUAUUGGUUCCCAUCUUCAGCGAAUAUGGCUUUGUCUAUAACUCUCGUCUUGGCGCCCUUAUUUGCAUGCUCUGUCAAAUUGUCGUUGCUCCUCAAAAUAUCCAUGCCCAUCUUCAACAAGCACAUGGCUGGGGUCGCAAGCCCUUCGACAAAGAGGUUUUUUAUCAGACAGUCAAUGACAAGGAUCUUUCUUAUGAUUAUCCUGAUCAGCCAACAGACCUUUGCAUUGAGUUUGAAGGCCUCAAAUGUAUUAAUGGGUAUAGAUGUGACGUUCAUGGCUGCAAUGUGUAUCGGGGAGAUGAAAAAUCAGCCAAGGGUCAUCAUCACCAAAAGCACAAGGGAGUCCCUCGUCCUGAAGAAUGGAGCCGUUCCUAUAUUCAGCGCUGGAAUCAUUUCAAUCACCCCUACUUUCCUGUUAUUCCUCGCUCUCAGGUGACUCGACCUCAUGAGGAUAUUCUUCAUGCUGUCAAAACUAUGGUCAAGGACAUUAUGGCACAGGAUGUUUAUGCAGAGACAGACCGCCGAUUGGUCAAUCCAUUUCUCAAUAAAGUUGGAUGGCAUCUUCACUUUGAGGGCCAAUCCUUUCUAUCACUUCACAAGCUUGGUGCUGCUCCUCUCCAUACCGAGUUUUUGUUUUUAAAGGCUGGCCUCCUCCAUCUAUUCAGAUUGAUGACUAUAGAGCUUGGUUCGAUCUCAGAAUUGGUUAGAAAAAAGGUCAAUACAGAAGAUCGUGCAACUGGCUUAAAUCACACACCCUUUAGCAAUCAUCUUCUUGAUGGGACUCUUGAGUCAUAUAUGGUUCCUGUCCUAUCUUUGCUUGCUGCCUUUCUUCGUGCCAAAUCAACAGAUCCAUACAAGCUUACAACAACCCCAGCACUUGUGCAGCAUCUUAGUGAUCUCCGUCAGGCACUUACCACUCAAGACCAUGAGCAAAUUUCUGCUGCAAUUGAUCCAAUUCUUUUGGACUUAUUUACAACAGAAUGGGAGCCUGCAACUGGUUCAAACUUACAAGAUCCUGUCAUGUGCUGGGUGGCAUUAUCAAUGAUUGAUGACAAGGGUGCAUUCAAACCAGCAUCUAGCUGCACACAGACACUUGCACGCCUCACUUAUACUAUCCGUCUAGUCAUUUGCCAUAGAGUGCGGCAGUUGGUUCUAGAUCAUCAAGGUCAUCGUAUUCAAUCAGAUGAUAUGGCCUUUGCUUCCUUAGCCAAGUGGACAACUGAAGGCGAAGAAAGUACAUUUAGCAGUAUCAGAUCCUUGCAGCAUCUUGCCACUGCCAUUGCAUAUGCUACAAUGGGUGACAUUCGUAUCUGGUGGACCGAUCAUGAACACCACACAGAGAUGUUGUACCAUGGUCAAAAGAUCACUUUGGAUGGACUACGCGCAAUGGCACAUUCAAUCAUGUAUGCUCAAAAAACAACAUUCGAGAGGUUAUUUGAAGGAAUGAAGCUGCGGUGCAGGUAUGACACAAUCUACGAUGAUCCAUCUAAUCGUGAAGUAGGAUAUUGCUAUUUGGAUGAUCCUCGUAACCAUAAAAUCUUUGGGGACCAGGACCGUAUGCUGAAUGCCGUUCUUUCAACCCCUCAAGUUUGUGCCAAGUUUAUUAUAGGUUAUCAGGCAGAUGGACAAAUCAUUUGGAAUCAUGGCUAUUGUGAAAAAUGGCUUCGGGACUAUGCUGAAUUUCAAGGGCAGCAGAUUCUCUCUAUUGAGGUGAUAGGUGGAGCUGCAAGCCGAAUUAGCGAACUAGGUGCUUCUAAUCUACGGAACACUUUGACUCGUGACAAGCGCAGCUGCCUCAUACUGGACCAGCAUGUUGCCACUAUGCGGUAUUAUACCAAGCGCACAGCUAUUGAAGGACAUGACAAAGCAAUCCCCACCUCUCUGCCUGCACAUACCGCUGAUCUUAUGAUCCAAGACCAUGCCAUUCUUCGCCCAUUUGCACUGCGAUUAGCAGCUGUACUCAUGAAGGACAGGCCUGAUUGUGUACGACGCUAUCAUAACCGACUAUUUGUUGCAUAUGACCAUGAUUUUGAUGCCAAGAUGAUUACCACUCUUUUAGGCCACCACAGCCAGAAAAAGGAAACAAUUGGUUGGCCUAUGAAUGUCAAUUCAUACCGUCAUAUUAAUGUUGCUUUUCGUCGCCAUCACUGCCGACCAAUCAAUCACUUGCUCCAACUGGAUGAAGAGGAUACAAUUGGUGCUCUUCAAGCAGGUCAUACACCUAAAGCUGCAAGAGAAUACUAUGGCCUUAGCAAUGAAAUCAUUGAAGGAAAGAUUGCAGAGGAGGUCCUUCCUUUGUAUCUUAAUUAUAGUGGGGACUUCCAGCGUAUCUUGCAUAUCGUACCUGGUGGUCAAUUCAUGUACUACAAGAAGGCAAUCAAUGGCUGGAACAGAUACAAGCUUGCUACACCAGCCUAUUCAACUCCUACACUUGCUCCCCCUUCUACAGCCACAACUCUCAAUACUGGCGAUAUUGUCGCUCAGCUCAUGGAGCAACUAGGUCCCUUGAUUACCACAAGGAUAGACCAAGGGAUAAAAGAGGUUAUAAAGGCAUAUACUAAUAGCAUGAAAACAAAUGAGGCAGCUUUGAUAAACAGACUAGAUAGGACAAUCAAUGAUAUCCAAGAUAUGUCCUUGGCUAUUCUUAGCAAUGCUUUGGAACAAGUCAAGGCUUCUAAAUCAAUGUCUAAUUUAAAUCAACAGGAAGAUGAAUAUUCUGUGGAUGAUUUGUAUGAGAAUCCAGGAGAAUUUCUGCCAUGA